GUUCAUAGUUACACCUUCCUCCUCUUCAUAUAGCUCUCAUCAUCCAUAUUUUUCAUUAUCCACUAUGGCCGAACAAAUGGGAAACACACGUCCAGUGGCCGGACAAGAGGGAGAUCAAAGUGAAGAUACCCAAGAUAAAAGGAGAUGGACGGAUGAGGAAGAUGUUCAAUUGUGCAAGUCUUGGAAAGUUGUAAGCCAAUGUCCGGCUGUGGGCACAAAUCAGAAAAAAAACGACUUAUGGUUGCGCGUGAAGCGACACUUUGACGCAAAUUGGCCCAAGAGCCGAUCAAGCCAAUCUUUGCAGGGAAGGUGGAAAAUUUUGAAGAUUGAACUCUAUGAGUGGCAUUGUGCAUUAAGGCAAGCGAAAAAUUGGUACAAAAGCGGUUCGAAUGCGGUUGAUGAGCAAGAUGAAGCACACAAAUUGUGGCAUGUCGGGAUGAAGAGAAAAACUGGGAAGGCCAAAAGACACAAUUUUCAGAGCUUUGAUAGUUACGUUGUUGUGGAGGGCUUUGCACAAUUUAAAGACAUCCCUAGCCAUACAUCCGGAGGAACAUCAAAUGUAGGAAGUCAUCCCCAGCACACACAACCAAUUGCUGAAAAUUCCCCCAUCAACUUGGACAUGGAUGUAGAUGAGGUAAUUGCAGGUGAAACUGCAGAUCCUAAUGUGAGGCCUCAAGGAAGGAAGGCUGCGAAAGAAGCAAUCCGGAAAGCCAAGAAGGCAGCGAAAGAAGGAAGUCCUUACUCAAGCAGUCUCGAGAGUAUAGCGAACAACCAAAUAGAGGCAACGAAGGGCAAGAAAAAACUCGAUGAUGAAUUCGCUCGAAGUCUCCAAGAGGAAGAGAAAAGAGCAUGUAUCCUCUUGCAAAUCGAAAUGCGAAAAGAGCAACUCCUAUUUCAAGAAAGGCAAGAUCGAAUUAAAGAGAUGGAAGAGCGUAUUAAAGAGAGGGAAGAGCGUAUUAUGGAGAUUGAUACAAGUAAAAUGACGCCAAAUAAAAAGCGUUAUUGGUCAAGAAAACAAAAGAAGAUAGCGGAGAAAGAAGAUCUUGACGAGCAGCCGCCACCUUCUAUGGGUGGAUAUUAUCCGCAACCCAAUUUUGGUGGUGGAAUGCUCAUUUCUAAAUUCUACAAGGAGUUUCAGUAUAAUCACAUUGUGAGUACCACAAUUGAGUGCCUUGGGGAGCAGUGUUCUUUAUACUGGAACGAGUUUAGUUUUGAUUGGUCUACCGAUUCUUUGCAUGCCUGGAUUGCAGAUUCUGAUGGUUGGGUCUACAAAUCUCAAGGUCGAGACAAUAGUUCUAUUGUUGGUAAUUAUCUUGAGGAGGCUGACUAUUUACCUUCAGUUUUUGCUAGUUUCUCUAGAAACGUUUUAGAGCAUUGUUAUAAUGUAUAA
Messenger RNA from Rosa rugosa (rugosa rose), 1390 nucleotides. RefSeq lists its product as uncharacterized. The record is from RefSeq and is a predicted model, not a curated record. Bases 65 to 1390 code for a protein of 441 amino acids. NCBI's taxonomy places the organism in Eukaryota, Viridiplantae, Streptophyta, Magnoliopsida, Rosales, Rosaceae. The transcript is spliced from 3 exons.